This is a messenger RNA of Theobroma cacao (cacao), 2449 nucleotides long. It is a transcript of the gene WIT2, whose product is annotated as WPP domain-interacting protein 2. Lineage: Eukaryota; Viridiplantae; Streptophyta; Magnoliopsida; Malvales; Malvaceae. The record is from RefSeq and is a predicted model, not a curated record.
ACAUUUUAGACUCUAUGAUCAUUAACAGACAGAUCGAAGAAUAUCAACGGUAUUAUGAAAUGAGAGGUAGUUGAAAACGAAAAAUGAAAUUCUUCUUUGGCUGAUCCAUUUCCUUUUCAAGAAUUAAAGAAAACCCAUUAAGGUUUUGCUCUCAGAUAGCUAAACAAAGAACUGAGCCAUGGAAAUCAAUGAGGUCAAUGUUGAUGAUAAAUAUAUGCAAAUGGGCAAUCCAGAGUUAGAUACAGUUCAGUUACAUGAAGAGGCCUCAUCAAGUGGAGAGGGCAUCCAAGAAAUGCAGAAUACCACUUUAAGCAGAAUUGACUUGGACUUGGCAUAUUCUAAUGAGAAAUUGGUAAAUUUGCAUGUACUUUUGAUGCUGCUUUUGGGUUGGGACAGUGAUCCUGAAGCAAUGGCCUCAGGGAAUAGUGAUUUUUCAGCUCAGUUCAUUGAAAAGGCAUUGGUAUUUGAUCUUUUAUGUGGAAUUUUGGAUUCCGAGUUAAGGGAAGUGGAAACUUUCUUGGAUACUGUUCAAGCGGAGAUUGUUGAUGCCCGUCAUAAAAUAUCUUCAAGCAGACCUUUGGGAGCACUAUUCAAUAAAAUGGAAGAGAAGCUGCAUGAUUCUGAACAAUCCCUUAAAAAGUGUCAAGAGCUUGUCUUGGAGGUGAAGAUGCAGUCAACCAAGCUGCAAGAUUCCAUUUCAUAUUUCAGACAUGAGAACUGGAACAAUGACAAGGCCAUGGAUAUAGCUGAACAAUAUCAGCUAUCAAACAUCAUUGGCAAAUCAAAAGUACAGACUGUUGAACAGCAAAGGCAUAUAUUAAGGAUGCUUGAAAAAUCACUUGCACGGGAGCUAGAUCUUGAAAAGAAAUUAUCAGAGUUUGGUCAAAAUGAAGAGCAAUUAAAACUGAAGCUACACUAUACUGAACAAGUAGCUCUUCGCAUGGAGGAGGCAGCAGAAGUUGUUUGGGGAAGGUUUCUAGAGGCAGAAAAUGCUGCUGAGGUGCUCAUGGGAAUUUCAAAGGAGCUUGUAGGUCGACUUCAGAUUGUUCAGUUUAACAUGAAUGGUUCAAUUCAACGUGAGGCUGAGCUCAAAUCUAAACUUGAAGGUUGCAUUGAAGAGUUAAAUACCAAAGAUAUUGCUUUAAAAAAGCUUGAGAGCAGCAAUGCAGAACAUGCUGCAGAAGCUUCUGAAGUAUUCAGUUUGAGGAAGAAGGUGAAAUUACUCGAGGAACAGCUAAAAGAAUCUAAGCUACAGCUGAAUAACGCAAAUGCCUCCAAUCAAACAAGUCAAGAGCAUAUUCAUGAAAUGGAAAUCAUUAUUGAUUCACUGAAGGAAAACAUUUAUGAAGCAGAAAGUAGGUCUGAAAGUGCAGAAGCCAAGGUUACAGAGUUAACAGAUGCAAACUUGGAACUUACCGAAGAGUUGAAUUUUCUUAAAGGUAAUAAUGAUAAUAAUACAGAGAAGGUGACCUCACUUGAGAAGCAGUUGAGGGAAAAGGAGAUUCAACUACAACAUGCAAAAGCAUCUUCUGAUGCAAGCCAGGAGCAGCAGAACAUGUUGUACUCUGCAAUAUGGGAUAUGGAAACUUUAAUUGAAGAUCUAAAAUCAAAAGUUUCAAAAGCUGAAAGCAAGACUGAUACUGUGGAAGAGCAGUGCAUUAUAUUAUCAGAAUCUAACUUUGAACUUAAUAACGAGCUAGGCAUCCUGAGGAAUAAAAUCGAAUGCUUGGAGACAUCUUUGGACCAAGCUAACAAUGAAAAAGAGGCAAUCGCAAAAGAAAUCAAUUAUAGGACCAAGCUAAUCACAGAUAUGGUUACCCAACUAGCUACAGAAAGGGAACGCAUUCAGAAGCAGCUAUUUUCAUUAGUAAAGGAGAAGGCAAUAUUGGUGAAAAAGUUGCAAAACACGGUACAAACUGGCUCUUUAGCUGUCUGCAACUCUGGAGUUGAUGGCGCAGAGAUAUCUGUCUCCAAGAGUGGUUCAAAUAAAGCUAAUUGCACAAAAACAUUUGAGAGAACAGUUCUCUCAGCCACAAGUGUACAGGCAGGUGAACGAUAAUCAAAGGAAUGCAUCUCUUUACAGGACUGAAGUUGAACCUUCCGGUGCUGUAACUGAUGGCAGUGACACAAUUUCAAGGGUGGAAGUUGCAAAAAGAGGAAAGACAGGCCACCUUAAACUGAUAUACAUUUUCAUAGCAAUUCUCAUUGCACUCUUUUCUGCAUUAGCUGUAUAUUUGUUGAGGGCGAAACCUCCCCUCUUGGUUUAUUUUUGAUGGCCACUGAGAGUCUGUUUUGCAGGCACACAUUGUGCCUUAUGAUGUAUAUUCUUGCCAUUUUUUUAUGUAUAUUGUUUUACUUGGAGAAUGUUAAUGAUUGUGUUACUUGUUAAAUAUCAAAGCUUUGACAAGGUGCAUGACAUGGGGAUAUGCCCUCCCAUUACACUUUGGAU